GAUGGAACCAUGUUAUAGUUCGUAUGGGUCUAGAGGGCGUUACAGAUUGGGAUGGUGAAAAGUUAUAUAGGAAGGGAAACAUUUUGUGGUGAUAAUAAGAGUUUUCUACAAUAGUUUGAUUUAUAACUGUUGAGGCAUUUGAAUGUGAGGCCUGGGAUUGAUGUAGAUUGCUUAGAGGAAUUAUCAGGAAAAUUAAAUUCUAAAUUUCAUUAGAAUAUACCAAGGAUUCAAAAGCUGCAGAAGAUGUCAGGACAAGAGCAAAUCUUAUGGAUGAUAAAAAAACAUAAAACAAUCUGGGCAACAAAAAUGAAGGAGCAAAAAAUACGAGAUUUAGUUAUUCAUUAAAUAUUAAACAUUUUAUAUUUACUAUAUAAAGUAACUAAUUUAACUUUUGAAUUAAAUUAACUUUAUACUAUAAGUAGACAAUUUUUAUUGUUAAAUAGAUUUAAUUGA
Paramecium sonneborni is the source of this 453-nucleotide messenger RNA. The record is from the annotation of a GenBank genome assembly. NCBI's taxonomy places the organism in Eukaryota, Ciliophora, Oligohymenophorea, Peniculida, Parameciidae.